GUCGUCUAUAAGGUUCACCAGAAGUCACAUCAUGUGUUCAAGAGACAAGCGGACGAGCAGCUGCGGAUGAAGAUUGUGUAUGACGGCAGCAUCGACGCCCUGAUCCCAGCAAGGAGAAGACUUGUCAAAAAUAGGCUCUUCCCACAAGCAAUCUCCUAUUUACAGAAGACGUUUCAAGUGCGCAGACCAAGUGGCUCCAUAUUACUGAGCAGACAAUGUGCAAGGAAUCAAUAUGUGAGGAAAAAGUCAGAUACCCAGAGAUACUGCCAUGAAGGCUGCGCUGAGCACACGCGAUGCGGUCCGGUCAUUGUCCCGGAGGAACAUCUCCAGCAAUGCUUCCUGUGCCGCAACAAGUUCUGCGGAGCAUCCGGGCCCCCUGAUAGUGGAGGGAUUCGAGAUGCAGACUUCAUCCUCUACGUCAGCGCCAUCACAACGGAAAGAUGCAGCCAGGAGAACAUUGUGGCGUAUGCGGCCUAUUGUCAGCUGGAAGCAGAUAUGGACAGGCCCAUUGCAGGAUAUGCCAACCUGUGCCCCAACAUGAUCUCCAUCCAGCCCCAGGAAUUUGCUGGAAUGUUAUCCACUGUGAAGCACGAGAUAAUUCACGCUCUGGGAUUUUCAGCUGGUCUCUUUGCAUUAUAUUAUGAUGACAAUGGGGAACCUCUGACACCGAGGAACAUAAAUGGUUUCCCUAUCUUCAAUGAGAGCAUUGGUGUUUACCAGUGGAGUGAUAAAGUCGUUCGCACUGUGACAAGAAACUGGGAUGUUAGAGGCUCCAAAAUGGUUCCACACAAUGUCUACCUGCUGGUCACUCCAAGGGUCACUGAGGAGGUGCGGAAUCACUUUGACUGCCCAAUACUGGAGGGAAUGGAGCUGGAGAACCAGGGCGGUAUCGGGACAGAGCUGAAUCACUGGGAGAAGCGGCUGCUGGAGAAUGAAGCCAUGACCGGCUCCCACACACAGAAUAGAGUCUUCUCUAGGAUCACCCUUGCACUGAUGGAGGAUACGGGCUGGUACAGAGCUAACUACAGCAUGGCACAGAAACUGGAGUGGGGACGAGGGAAAGGAUGUGACUUUGCAAUGAAAAGCUGCAAGAUCUGGAUUGAUCAGCAGAGCAGAAAGAAGAAAAAUGUCAGCCCCUUCUGCAAUGCCCUGCGAGGAAAUCCUUUAAAACUGGCCUGCCGGCAGGACCAGAGGGCGGUGGCGAUAUGUAACCUACAGAGGUUCCCCAAGAGCCUCCCCCAAGAAUAUCAGUAUUUUGACUACAUUCCUGGAGUGGUAGAAGAAGAUCUGGCUUAUUAUGGAGGAGCAGUAGAGAUUGCUGACUUUUGCCCCUUCACCCAGGAGUUCAGCUGGCAUUUGAGCGGAGAAUACCAGAGAAGCUCGGACUGCACCAUGGCCCAGAACCAGCCCGCUGCAACCAGGAAUUAUGGAGCAGAGCGCUACGGUCCCGCGUCGGUCUGUGUGGAGCAGAAAGCGGCAUUUGUCAUUGAGCAGUGCACGAAAAGGAUGAGUUACCCCGACUGGGGCAGCGGCUGCUAUCAGGUGAGCUGCACCCCAGAAGGCCUGCAGAUUUGGCUGGAAGAUGAACCCUACCUGUGCAGCCGGGCCGGGCAGGUACUCACUGUCAGCACUCAGAUCAGCGGCUGGUAUUAUGAGGGGAAACUUGUCUGCCCAUCCUGUUGGGAUGUCUGUGACUUCUGCCCUCCGGAACGUGAUCCCCCUCCAGACAACAGGACGAGAGCCGCCCCUCUAGAUCUCUGCUCUCGUUCUUCAAACCUGGUGGUCACCCUGUGGCUUCUAAUGCUGAACUUACUCCCCCUGCUGGCAGGGUUUUUUCUUUGUGUGUACAAGUGACAGAUGCUGCAGUUGACCUCUCCGUGUCCUGGUGACACCCGCUGCACUUUAUAUAGACAGAUAUGUGGAUGUGCCACGUGCUGGACCUGGGCAUUACAGGUGUCUAUGGGGCAAAGAAUCAUCAAUUCUCAAAUGUUUACCUGACUCCAUCCUAGAGCUUUGCACAUGUAAACGAGACUCUCUGAGACCCUGAGAGAGGUGUUGGCAAACCUCUAACCAUAGCUGUGGGGUUUACUAUAUACUUGAUGUGAUCUUUAGUAGUAAGCUCAAAACCAUGCAGUAAUCUCUGUAUGUUCACUUUACAGCUCCUACAUUGUGCCAUGUGGACAGCUGUGUUCUGCCCCUAUAUAGGGACGUUUUGCCAGUCCAUGACCAUCGAGAAGCAGGUCUAUAUUGUAUAUUGUAAGUAGCAUACAGUCCUUCAAAACCAGGAGCAUACAGUACCUCCCCCUGUGGGGCAGAGCUAUGCCAAAUUUGGCACAAGUUUCUUCCCCUAAGGAGAAGGACUGUGAUGCAUGUGGCAUAAGUCCCUCCCCUGAAGAGCCGGGCUACACUCCAUAUAGCAUACAGUCCCUCCUGGGAAGAGUAGUCGGCCCCCUGAGAAGCAGGGCAAUGCCAUAUGUGGCAUAUUUUACUACAUUACAUUCCCUUUAAUGCACUUUUUAAGUACUCGUCCCAUCCCUCAUGAGGAAAGCUAAAUCAUCACAGAAUGAAAAGUCUGCAACUUUCUUGUUUUAUUUGUCCAAUUCCUCAUUAUUUUCAAGAUAUCUGCUUCUUGUAUCCAACUAUUGUUGUGCUCCAUAUACAUAUCACUCCUAAUACUAACACUCCUCAUCAAAAGUAAGCAGACAUUUUGACAGCGAUGAUAAAUUGAAUCCAAAAAGUAUUAGAAAGUUACAGGACUUUUUCUCUAAGUAUCGAUGAAGCUUUCUUUACAUUAAACUGGCCUGGCCCUUUAAGUCUUCUACAAUGCACUGUACGUGGGUCAGAUUGUGGAGGGACACGACUAAUUUAUUACGGUUUGCUCCUGAUUCAUGGAACCUUUGAAGAUGUAUUAUAUGACUAGAGAGGAAGUCUCCAGAUCGGGUGCAGUGCAAUAGAAAUGUACAACUGGGCUUCUUUUUUUUUUUUAUAUACACUGCUCAAAAAAAUAAAGUGAACCCUAAGAUA
This is a messenger RNA of Hyla sarda, 3024 nucleotides long. It is a transcript of the gene LMLN, whose product is annotated as leishmanolysin like peptidase. Gene Ontology annotation, biological process: cell adhesion; proteolysis. Gene Ontology annotation, cellular component: cytoplasm; membrane. Lineage: Eukaryota; Metazoa; Chordata; Amphibia; Anura; Hylidae. Gene Ontology annotation, molecular function: metalloendopeptidase activity. The record is from RefSeq and is a predicted model, not a curated record.